This is a messenger RNA of Trifolium pratense (red clover), 1245 nucleotides long. RefSeq names its product CCR4-NOT transcription complex subunit 9-like. The record is from RefSeq and is a predicted model, not a curated record. Bases 33 to 1007 code for a protein of 324 amino acids. The transcript is spliced from 9 exons. Gene Ontology annotation, cellular component: CCR4-NOT complex; P-body; CCR4-NOT core complex. Gene Ontology annotation, biological process: mRNA catabolic process; negative regulation of translation. Lineage: Eukaryota; Viridiplantae; Streptophyta; Magnoliopsida; Fabales; Fabaceae.
AAAAAAUAAAAAAUGUCAAUUUCACUUGCCACAUGUCUAACUUACCCCAAUCCGUGUCAAUGAACUCUGAAUUCGGUGCUCAACAUCCUCCUCCUCCUUGUCUCGCUGCUGCGUCCUCUCAAUCUUCCCCUUACAACAGAGAUCAUAAGAUGGCUUCUUCUGAACAACUCGUUUUCGAACUCAGUAACCCUGAGCUCCGUGAAAACGCUCUUCUCGAACUCUCCAAGAAGAGAGAGCAAUUCCAAGAUCUAGCUCCAUUGCUAUGGAAUUCAUUUGGCACUAUUGCAGCACUUUUGCAGGAAAUAGUGUCAAUAUACCCUGUAUUGUCACCUCCCAAUCUCUCUCCUGCACAAUCGAAUCGAGUGUGCAAUGCUCUUGCUCUUCUUCAGUGUGUGGCUUCUCAUCCUGAUACAAGGAUGCUAUUCCUGAAUGCUCAUAUUCCGCUGUAUCUGUAUCCCUUCCUGAACACCACAAGCAAGUCAAGACCUUUUGAGUACUUGAGGCUUACCAGUCUUGGUGUCAUCGGUGCAUUGGUGAAGGUUGAUGAUACCGAGGUUAUUAGUUUUCUGCUUUCGACUGAAAUAAUUCCCCUGUGCCUGCGUACCAUGGAAAUGGGGAGUGAGCUCUCCAAAACUGUUGCGACAUUCAUUGUUCAAAAGAUUCUGUUGGACGAUCUGGGCUUGGACUACAUUUGUACCACAGCUGAGCGCUUUUUCGCUGUAGGUCGAGUUCUUGGAAACAUGGUGGCAGCUCUUGCUGACAUACCAUCAUCUCGUCUGUUGAAGCAUAUCAUUCGAUGCUAUCUUCGCCUGUCAGAUAACCUAAGGGCUUGUGAUGCAUUAAGAAGCUGUCUUCCAGACAUGUUAAGGGACGCUACUUUUAGCAGCUGCCUUCGUGAGGACCCCACAACUAGGAAGUGGCUGCAACAAUUGCUUCACAAUGUUGGAGGGAAUCGGGUUCCUGCAUUACAAGGCGGUGGAGGCUUCGAUCAUCUAAUGGUGAAUUGAGUGUAAACUGUUAUAGUUCUUAUUUAUAGUUUCAAUGCUGGAAUUUGGUGUACUUAUUUAUUGGUGCACUGAAACUAUAAUGAAGACUUUUCUGUUUGUCAAAUAAUUAUUUUAGGCUUUUAGCCAAUUUGGUGGUUAUUUUCACGCCACCAACAGUACACUCCACUUCUUUGGGGGAGUAUGUACAUUUACAUAUCAAAUGAUUAAAUUUUAAGACAUCAUUGAGAAAUGGCUUUUU